AUGUUGAAGUUAAGUUCGGUGAGAGCUGCCAGACCACACCCGCCGAUAAUAGGAAGAAGGGACAGAUACACCGAUGGCGGAAAAGUCUCUCCCAGUAUGAAUCUUGAAACCAAGACACUAAAAGCAGGCUCACCACUCUUUAUUAUGUGCGUAAAUGAAACUGCCACCUUAGACAUACUCACAGUAGCCGCAACAUGCCCAAUUAAAUCGAGAUCAGUCUUUGGAGUCUCCGCAAUUCUGAGCGCCCAAGAAAUCAACAUUAUUAGCGAACCAGCGGCCAACGACAGCGUCGAGCACCUUCUUGUUGUAGAUGUUGAAGAUCACGUUCAAGCCCCACCACGUAGCGAAAUAGAUCCCGAUCUUCAACCUCCUCGCCGACUCCGCCGCCGCCGCCGGCUGCUGACCGAUCGGCUCCGAUCGGUCGGCCUCAAAAGCCCCGCGCGUGAUCAUAGAUCGCUCAUCCUUGUCUCUACUGUUCGAGAACCCCACCACCACCCUCGAAAUAUGGAGCGGCCUAGAGAGAGAAACGGCGGAGCUCCCGCGGGUUUUCUCCGCCGCCAGAGGAUGCAAAGCCGGCGAGCGCCGGCCGACGGUCUUCCUCAUCCCGUGGAGAAAAUCCGAGCCAUGGAUUGGCUGAGAUGGCAGCUUGACAGAAGAUAUCAUAGCAGUAACAGUAGCAAAAAUCAGAAAAAAUGA
Molecule: messenger RNA, 696 nt
Organism: Striga asiatica
Lineage: Eukaryota; Viridiplantae; Streptophyta; Magnoliopsida; Lamiales; Orobanchaceae
Source: the annotation of a GenBank genome assembly